AUACUUUUUCUACAAUUUAUAACAAUUAAUAACAUCUUCGGGGCAAAUAUCAACACUUUAAGUGCAUAUAUCGAACUGAAUACACUAAUGCUAAAAUGUAGCUUUAUCUGCAUUUAAUUGUAAGAUAUUAAUUAAAAUAUAUCCAGAUUUUGUUUUCUCAUUUUCUUACAGACCGACAAACCGAUCGUUUGGAUUUUACACUUAUAGAUAUCUUAUCUUUUCUUACAGACAUAACUAGUUAUGGAUUUCAUACAGAAAGAUGGAUAGACAAAUUCCAGGAAUUUAGGCGAUUCGUGAACUUUCUCAAAAUAUGAAACCUGUUUUAAUUUCAAAGCCAUAGAAAUAUGAAAGAAAUUAUUUUCAUAUGGAUAUUUUGUGUUGGAAACGUUAUUGGACAUGGAAAACUAUGGGAACCACCGGCUAGAUCGACUAUGUGGAGAAGAGGAUUUAAAACAAUUGUUAAUCCAAAUGAUAAUGAAUUGAAUUGUGGUGGGUUUCAGAAUCAUUGGAUAAAAUAUGGCGGUCGUUGUGGCGUGUGUGGUGAUCCUUAUCAAAUAAGCCCAAGACCGAACGAAGCAGGUGGGGAGUUUGCCACUGGAGUAAUCACACGACAAUAUAAAAGUGGCCAAAUUAUUGAUUUAGCAGUCGACAUAACGGCCAAUCAUGUUGGAUAUUUUGAAUUCCGAAUUUGCCCAAAUAAUGACGUUACAAAACCGAUAACUCAAAAAUGUUUGAAUAGAUAUCCUAUAUUUGUUGUUGGGUCAAAAGAUGGUCGAUAUCAUGUAGGUGGUCAUCAGAAUGGUAUAGUUGUGUUCAAAGGCAAACUUCCGAAGGGAUUGGUGUGCUCACAGUGCGUCAUGCAAUGGCGUUAUCGAACUGGUAACAGAUGGGGAUGCAAUAAAAAGACGGGAAAAUGUGGGAAAGGAUAUGGUCCUCAGGAAGAAUUUUAUGGAUGUUCAGAUGUUACUAUAACAUCAAAGGUUGUUGGAAAGAGCCUGACAAUGAGAAAACCUGUAAACAUCAGACACAAUGAAGCCUUUAAAUCAAACUUCAAACUGCUUUCAAAUCCUUCUGAUUUAAUAAGUACUAUUGGUAAGAAAACUGGGGCAUCUCCAGUUUUUGAUAAAUUAACUAGUGUUCUUUGGACUUUAUUGCAAACUAUAAUUUCGACAAAUCGUGGUUCCCGGGUAGCUCUUGUUCAAUGGAAUCCUAUUGGACACGACAUUGUUGAACUUGGGAAAGCCAAUCAGCUUUCAGUAUUAGACACUAAUCAGAAACGUACAUACAACAGACCGUCCAAUCACUGGCCUUCUUCUAAACCUACGGUUAUUGAAGCUGAUAUCGGAGACGAAGAAGACGGUCCCAUGAUGCUUAGUGAAGUUGUUGUUGAUGAAGAUUGGCGGAAACCUACUGUGAUAAAACAAUAUACUGAUGGACCAAAAGGUUUUGUAGCCAGCGAAUCAAAAUGUCGUGCAACCAAAGAAUUUGAACACGUUGAAGGAACAAAUCGUUGGUGUAGUGUAAAUUGUAACGCGGGAAACUGUCCAAAAGUCAUGUGCACGUGCGAAACCAAAGUAGUAAAAAGUAUUGACACACAUCCAUAUUCACAUUCAAUACCUUCUAAAAUUCAUACUGGUAAAACUAGUUUCCAUAAUCAGAGAUCUUUAAAAACUGUAAAACAUAAUGCAGUUCCAAAUUCGAAAAAGAGACUAUUUCGUUUACUUUCGCAUAAAACGAACGUUGUUCCGAAUAAAAUUCAAAGUUCAAAUUUAAAAAGAACGCUUUCAAAACCUAUUCGAACUAUGCACUGUCAAGGAGCAGGGAAAUUCGCAUCUCACCGUAAAAUGGUUGGAUGGUGUUUAGAAAAUUGUUCAAAAGGAUUUUGUCCUAAAUCUAUAUGUGAAUGUUCUAAAAUUAUUUAAAUACUUUUAUUAUUUAUAGUUCAUUUGUACAUAUUUCUUGUCUAUUAUUAAGCAUUAUGUUGACUCUAAAAAAUCACGUGUUUAUAAAAUCUAAGGCUUCUUUUCAUCCUUUAUGUGAUUAGAAUAUUAAUUCUGCUUACAGCGGAUUCCAUUGAGUGUGUAGCCAAAGGUAAUAUAUUUGGUUAGCUGAACCGUGAAGUCAUUGUUAGGUAAGGUAAACUACCCUACUUUAAGAAUAGAAUAGUCCGACAUAAAACCAAUCUAUCUGUCUGUUGGACUAUGCUACUUCGAAUGGAGGGUAGUAUACCUGACCUAGAAAUGACUUCAUGGUUCGGCUUACAAGCAAGGUAACGUAACACUCAAUGGAAUCCGCUAUAGCAAUACUCAAUGGCUUGGUUCCGUAAUUGUAAAUGAUCAUCAGAUUAGUUUUAGUCAAUA
This is a messenger RNA of Mytilus trossulus (common blue mussel), 2360 nucleotides long. RefSeq lists its product as uncharacterized. The transcript is spliced from 3 exons. Bases 345 to 1922 code for a protein of 525 amino acids. The record is from RefSeq and is a predicted model, not a curated record. NCBI's taxonomy places the organism in Eukaryota, Metazoa, Mollusca, Bivalvia, Mytilida, Mytilidae.